Molecule: messenger RNA, 4910 nt
Organism: Chara braunii
Lineage: Eukaryota; Viridiplantae; Streptophyta; Charophyceae; Charales; Characeae
Source: the annotation of a GenBank genome assembly
UGGGGGUCAAUUUUAUUGUGCCUUUUAGUGGUUAACGGGACCCCCUAUUUCCAGAUGGAUAGUGUGCUGAUCGACGACCGUCGCAUUCACGUCAACUUCAGUCAGAGCGUUGCGAAGCUGUGGCGAAGAUUUCGCAAGUUUGGAACGCGCGACCAAAACGGUGAAGAUGCACCGGGAAAAGGAAGGUCUUGUUUCAAGUGUGGCAAAACUGGACAUAUUGCUCGUGAGUGUCUGGGGGUUGAUGCGGAUGACGAGGAGGAGCAGGCAGACACUGGGAGGCCCAAAUUUGAACUCAAGGAGAAAUACGGCGUUCAGAGAGGAGCGCCAUCGAAAACCUACGAACUGGUCUUGCCGGAAGAUGAGAGCAUCGAUGACGAUCGGAGAGAGAGGACUUCCCGACAUGAAGACGGAAAAGAGAAGCAUGUGCACCGAGAAGAGAGGAGUCGUCAUGCUGGUACAAAACGACGAAUGGACGAUGAUGGAAAGACAGAAAGGAGUCGGCGAAAUGGAGCUGAAGUUGUGCGCAGGAAGCGCGAAAGUGAUGAGUCCGGUGACGAUAGUAGCGAAGAGAAUGUGGAUCGUCAUCGCAGUCGUCGUCAUGAUCGGCAUCACGACCAUCCUCAUUGUCACCAUGGGCAGGCGACAAGAUGGGAUGUGAAGGCGGAAGCGCCACAAGAUAGAGUGAAGAAUGUGCGGACAGAAAACGUGGAAGAGGGAAAAAAGGGUACCGAAGAGACGUACAAGCACAAGGAGGGGAGUAAACGGAGCAAAAUUGAUGAUGAUUCGAGGGGGGUUCUGGGUACGGACGCGGAGGGCGACGGAGGAGAGGGACUGAGGACAAGAGGGGCAUAUUCGCCAAAGAGCGGCAACGGAAGGGGCAAGCGGAAAGAUGUUGACUCAGAGCCCGAGGGUCAAAAAAAGGGCCAUGAGAAAGAUAGGCGUUGUUUUGAAGGUGAGAGGAGGGGAAGACGUGAGGCGAGAGGAGAGGGAGAGGAAGGGAGACGUGAUGGGGGAGUAAGGGAUAGAGGAGAAACACGAGGAGACGAACAAAGGGAUAGGGGAGGGGGGGAAAGGGUACACCUGGAAGGGAGGCAGAGAGGAGAAAGGCGAGAGGAGGGAGAGGGGGGAUGGGGGGGAGGAGCGAGAAAGGAACGAGGACAAGAGUAUGAGGACAAGGAGAAAUACAGAAAGCGAUCAGACGUGCAGAGCGAGCAGGAUGAUUUUCGUGAACGGAAAAUCAACAGAGGGGAAAGAGUACAGCAGGGAGGGCGGCAGAGAGGAGAAAGGCGAGAGGACAGAGGAGGAGGACGGGGAGAAGGAGAGAGAAGGGAUGGAGGAGAAGAAUAUGAAGACAAAGACAAAUACAGGAAUCGAUUAGACGCACAACGCGAACAGAAUGAUGUUCGCCAACGGAACACCGACAGAAAGGAAAGGGUACACCCACUACACCAGGGAGGGAGGCACAGAGGAGAAAGGCGAGAGGAGGGAGAGGGAGGAUGGGGAGAAGGAGAGAGAAAGGAUAGAGGAGAAGAAUACGAGGACAAGGAGAAAUACAGGAAGCUAUCGAACUCGAAACGCGAGCAGGAUGAUGUCCGUGAACGGAAAACCGACAGAGGGGAAAGGGUACACCAGGGACAGAGGCACAGAGGAGAAAGCCAAGGGGACGGAGAUGGAGGAUGGGGAGAAAGAGAGAGAAAAGAUAGAGGACAAGAAUAUGAGGACAAGGAGAAAUACAGGAAGCAACGCGAGCAAGAUGAUGUCCAUGAACGGAAAACCGACAGAUCAAAAGAAGAGAGAAAACACAAGAGGAGAAGUCCGCAGACAUUUCAUGAGACAGAGGGCAGCCAGCGCCAGAGGGAUUUUGGUACUCAAGCUUACAAGCAGGGGGGACGGAGGAGCAUGGACGUUGAGAGUCCGAAGGAUAAGGAGAGAAUGCAGCAUCUCUCGCCUGAAGACAGAGAGAGACGAGGCGAGCACUCACGAGACAAGCAUCGCCAAGACGAGCUCAAAGUGAGAGAGAGAGACAAGGCGAGACGGGAGAGGCAGAGGGAGAAGGACAGAAGAGUGGGUGGUGGUGGUAAUUGGCUCCCGACUGGAAGAGGUGGAGGGGAGCUUGUUUCGGGAGGGGGCGGGGGGGGGGAGGCUUCCGGGCGGGGCACUUUUGGAGGUGAGCUUGUGUCGGGAGAGGGCAAGUUUGGAGGUGAGCUUGUCUCGGGAGCGGGCAAGUUUGGAGGUGAGCUUGUUUCGACAGGAGGUGGUGCUGCCUUUGGAGGGGGUAAUUCAGAAGGCGAACUCGUUUCAGGAGGCGGCAGCGCAGCCUUGGGAGAGGGUAACUCUGGAUGUGAACUUGGUUCAGCAGGGGGUGAUGAGAGCAAUGGGGAUGGUAGUGAGGAUGGGGUUGACGAUGGGGUUGGUAAUGGCGAUGAGGAUGGUGAAGACUCUGAGGCGAUGGCAUUAGGGGGUGGAGAUGGCGCCGAGGCCAGCUCCUCUGGUGCUAGCACUUGGGGCUUAUCAAGUGACUGGUUGAUAACUUGGGGCUCAAAUGUCACCCCCAAUCCUGAGGGAGAAGGGCCCGGUGAAGGUGAUGACGAUGGGGACGCUGUCGGUGGAGGGGUGCUAGGGCUUUGUAUAGGAGAAGGGGUAUUAGGGCUUUCUUCUGGAGGUGAAGGCUCUGGGGCAAGGGCCUGCAGAGUUUCAUGGGUUGGAGAUGGUGCCAAGGGCAGUUCCUCUGGUGCUAGAACUUGGGACUUAUCGAGGUGUGGAGAUGGUGCCAAGGUCAGUUCCUCUGGUGUUAGAACUUGGGACUUGCCAAAUAGGUCAUCGACAACUGGGGGCUCAAGUGGAAUUUCCAAUCCGAUGGGAGAAAGGCCCGGUGAUUGCAAUGAUGACGGGGAUGCUGCCAUCGGAGGGGUGUUAGGGCUUUGUUCUGCAGGGGAAGAGGUACUAGGGCUUUCUUCUGCAGGUGAAGGCUCUGGGGCAAGGGCUUCCGGUGCCUCAAGGGAUGAAGAUGGUGCCAAGGCCAGUUCCUCUGAUGACAGAACUUUGGACUGGUCAAGCAGAUCGUCGAUAACUGGGCGAUCAAGUGCACUCAACGAUGAUGAUGGGGAUGCUGCCGUCAUAGGGCUUUCUUCUGCAGGUGAAGACUCUGAGGCAAGGGCUUGCAGUGUUUCAAGGGGUGGAAAUGGUGCCAAGGCGGGUCCCUCUGAUGAGAGAUCUUUGGACUGGUCAAGUAGGUCGUCAAUAACUGGGGGCUCUAGUGUAAUCCCCAAUCCCAAGGGAGAAGGCCCCGGUGACGGCGAUGAUGAUGUUUGGGAUGGUGCUGGUGGAGGAGUGUUAGGUCUUUGUUCUGUAGGAGGAGGGGUGGUAGGGCUGUCUUCCGCAGGUGAAGACUCUGGGGCAAGGGCCUCUAGUGUUUCAGGGUAUGGAGAUGGUGCCAAGGCGACUCCCUCCGGUGUGAGAAUAUGGGACUUAUCAAAAUUAUCAUUUAUAACUGGGUUCUCAAGUGUGAUCUCUAGUCCCGAGGGAGAAGGGCCCGCUGACACUGCCGGUGGAGGGGUGCUAGGGCUUUGUUCUGCAGGAGGAGGGAUUCUAGGGCUUUCCUCUGACGGUGAGGACUCUGGGGCAAAGGCUUUGGACUCAUCAAAUAAGUCCUCGACGACUGGGGGCUCCCGUUUGAUCUCCGAUUCUGAGGAAGAAGGGCCUGGUGACGGUGAUGCUGACGGGGGUGGAGAUGGUGCCAAGGCCACCUCCUCUGGCUUGAGAACUUGGGACUCGUCAAAUAAGUCGUCGAUAACUGGCAUAACCCCCAGUGUUUUAGGGGGUGGAGAUGGUGCCAAGGCCACCUCCUCUGGCUUGAGAACUUGGGACUCGUCAAAUAAGUCGUCGACAACUUGGGCCUCAAGUGUGAUGUCUGAUCCCGAGGGAGAAGGGUCUGGUGGCGGUGAUGAUGAUGGGGAUUGUGAUGGGGUUGCUGAUGGUGGUGGCGUGGAACUAGGGCUUUCUUCUGGUUCUGAAAACUCUGAGGGUGUUAUGGGGGGUGGAGAUGUUGCUAAGGUAACUUCUUGUGAGCCGUCAAACGAGUCGUCGAUAACUGGGGGCUCCUCAAGCGUCAUCUCCAAUCCCGAGCGGGAAGGGCCUGGUGACGGGGACGCCAUUGGUGGAAGUGCGGCGGCACUAAGGCUGUCUUCCGCAGGGGAAGGGGUACUAUGGCUCUCUUCUUGAGGGGAAGACUCUAGGGCAACGACAUUUGGUGUCUCAGGCGAUGUAGAUGGUGCCAAGCCCUCCUUCUCUGGUGAGAAAACUGGGGUGUCAGCCACUAAGUUGUUGACAACUGGGGGCUCAAGUGUGAUCUCCAACCUCGAGGGAGAAAAGGCUAGUGGAUGUGAAUCGUCCUCAUCUACCAAAAUUCUAGUCCGUUCAACGAUGGCCGGAUGAAGUGUCGACCCCUGCGACUUCUGCACUAGGCGCAAAGUUUGUUUUUUGGCCACUGAUCGCGAACGAAAUGGUCGAGAUCUACGCUGACGUGUGUAAGUUCCGUCCAUCUCGCCUUGUCCUCCCUCGUCUCUCUUCUCUCCUCCUCUCGCCACCGCCUCCUCCUCCACCUUGGCAACUACAAAUCGAUCUUCUGCGGAUUGCUGCAAUGAGUGGCCACUUCGUUCCCCCCCUUGAUUUCCGUUCUUUGAGUAGGUAAUCGAGCUCGACAACCUAAGCUCCCCCCCUGUGUCCUCGGGUGUCACCCUUACCUUCCCUUCAUUAGGGGUCACCCUGGACACCUCUUCACUCCAAGAUACCCUUAAUUCCCUUUCAUUUGCGGAAACCUUUGACAACCCCUCGUUACCAGGGGGUGCGCUGGACCCCCCUUCAUUACGCUUAGUCUUCUUCUUCUUCUUCAACAAAGAAUAUCCUUUUCC